GCUCACAGCAGACCAUCAACUUUGGAACACCAGCCCGAUGGGAGACACAGCCAAGGUGAUUUACACAGUAGCAGAGGUGCUCAUUGCAGUCUGCUGCUGUCUGGGUAACGCGCUGGUUAUUUUUGCACUGUGGAAUACGAAAAGCAUCCGAAAGCCCACCUUCUGCCUGAUCGUCUCUCUGGCUGUGGCUGACUUCUUGGUUGGAUGUGUGGUCAUACCGUUUGCUGUGAUCGUGGACAAGCGAGUGGAGACUUCAUUCAACACCUGCCUCUUCCUCAGCUGUGUGGUCAUCCUGUUGACAUGUGUUUCAGUCCUGUGCCUGCUGGCGAUUGCUGUGGACCGUUACCUCCGGGUUUAUAUCCCUCUUAGGUACAAGAGGAUUGUAACUCGGAGAUACUCCUAUUUUGUGGUGGCUGUAUGCUGGUUUCUUGCAAUACCACUGAGUUUCGCUCCGAUGUUUGGAUGGGACACCUCCAAGGCUAAGAACAUUUCAGCCAGUUCUACAAUUCUCUGUGCGCUUGAAGCUGUGAUUCCCAUGUCCUACCUGGUUUACUUCAACUUUUUUCUCUGCAACUUGAUACCUCUCCUGGUGAUGCUUAUUUUGUACACCUAUGUCUUCUACACAAUUCGAGGAAAUCUUCGAGGGAAACCAGGAAAUGCGGCCCAAAACCAGUCCGAGACCUAUCUCAGAAAAGAGAAACAGCUGGCAAUAUCUCUGUCUUUAGUUCUGGCCUUGUUCGCGCUGUGCUGGAUCCCACUCCACAUAAUGGACUGCUUAGUUUACUUCGGUAGGCAGGACCUUUACAUACCACGUUUUGUUUUCUAUAUUGGCAUUGCACUUUCUCAUGCUAAUUCAGCUGUUAAUCCAGUUAUUUAUGCAUUCAGAAUACCAAAGAUCAGAACAGCCUACGUGCAUCUCUGGAGAAAGUAUAUUUCACGUUCAGCAGAAACUCCAGAACCUCCAAGUCAAAUGACAGACACCAAUCAGAGCAGUAAAGCUGAUGACUGAGGGAUGAUUUCUGUUUCAGUAUGAGAACCAACUUUAUAUAUUUUUUAUACUAUGCUGUAAGCUUAUUUUCUUUCUUUUUUUUACUUUACGUUCAUCCAUACUCAGCAUUAAUAUUGAUGCAGUUUCUACUGAUAUGUAUGAAGCCAGUAACAUAUAUAUAGCUCUGAGCAAUCAAUGAUUUGUCAUAUUUUCAGGAAUCUGUGGUUGUAUGUUCCAUGUAUGUGGGCGAUCUUGACUGCAUUGUGAAAACUGUGUUGCAAUAAACUUCAUCAUGACUAAGGCAAAAAUCCAGUUUUUAUUCAGCAA
This is a messenger RNA of Cololabis saira (Pacific saury), 1315 nucleotides long. RefSeq names its product adenosine receptor A1-like. The coding region runs from base 38 to 1009 and encodes 323 amino acids. Gene Ontology annotation, biological process: G protein-coupled adenosine receptor signaling pathway. Gene Ontology annotation, molecular function: G protein-coupled adenosine receptor activity. Gene Ontology annotation, cellular component: synapse; dendrite; membrane. NCBI's taxonomy places the organism in Eukaryota, Metazoa, Chordata, Actinopteri, Beloniformes, Belonidae. The record is from RefSeq and is a predicted model, not a curated record. The transcript is spliced from 2 exons.